CUGCAUGGCCUCGCUUGAGGCGUAAAAACCCACGCACGCCACUACCGUAGGUCCAGCCAAGCCCCUUCACUUGCUUGGGCUUCGCCCAGAGCCACCUCUGUCACAGUCGUUUUCAAGAAUCAAGGGCAUCGUCAAUCAGCUUUCGGCCUUUCGGAGACUUCUUCGCCCAGGUCCAGGGAGGGCGACAUGGGUAUCGAACGAUGCAAAUCCUCACUGGCCUCUUUUCAAAUUCGUGCAGAACGCCCAUCGACAUCUGAAAGCGCCAUGGCAUGCAUGGCAGGAUCUCAGGUGGGGAAUCGCUUCAUCAAGAGCUCCAUCCGGUUGCGCUUCAGCCUUCAUCGCAUCACGCAAACUGAUAAUCCACCUUGCCCUCAAUCUCGCCUCCCAUGGAUAUCAGCACAUGUGUCAAAGUAUUACUCACAGCUUGCAUUCCGGGGAAACAUGCGCGAGAUGCCUAUGCCCCUCGCCUUCCUCUUAUCGUCUCAGCUAAAGGUGUCCACUACAUGGCAUGGUACGCCGGUUAUCAAUCAUGCUCUCUCAGACAAAUGCCAUCACCCAACGCUCUCGUUCACCCAACUUGGCCCCUCGACGGUCAAUGGAUGCCGGGCCAUCUUGGCAAGAAACCUGGAAAUAGGAGGACGGCUAUUCCGCACCCACACAAAAGGUAUCCCGCACCCAUACUAGGCCCAAUCCAGCAGACUUUUGCAGAGGAAUCACCAACAGACGGUCACGUGUAAGCUCGAGCUUCAAAUGAGGAAGUUUUGGUCCCCGAAGCACCGUCUU
Molecule: messenger RNA, 783 nt
Organism: Colletotrichum phormii
Lineage: Eukaryota; Fungi; Ascomycota; Sordariomycetes; Glomerellales; Glomerellaceae
Exons: 1
Coding region: 187-684 (165 amino acids)
Source: RefSeq, a predicted model, not a curated record